UCCAUGUCACCAUCUGUGGCACAAUCCUUCUCUGUCACUGUCUCUACCACCCCCUCGUUCUCCUUCCUCCUGCCUCCCUCUGUCUCUGCCUCUUUCUGCAUCUCCUGCUCCUCCGUUGUCCAUCCAGUCUCUCCUUUCCUCCGUCCUCCCUUUCCUCCUCUGUUCCUUCUCAUCGCGCAUCUCUCUUCACUCCCCCUCAUUCUGCCUUUCCACCCACUCACGGUCUCCUCUCCCUCUCCUUUUUCUCUCCACCUCCGACCGACCCUCCUUUCCUUAUUUUCUAUUGGCUUCUUCCAUCCCCUGCUCUUUCCCAUUCCCCUCACCUUGGGAAGUACCUCCCUCCACCCCCACUGGGUCCUGCCUGCAGAUCCCCCUCUGUGCCCCCCACUGUGUCCUGGAGAUGGGGGCGUGAUGCACCAGGCGACUGUGGGAAGUCAGGACCAGGGACCAGAUGGGAGAGGCAAUGUGGGCUGACGUGGCCGCCGAGGGCCUAGGAGGGGCCCAAGUCCGCAAGUGCUGGAGGAGUGGGUACUGUGUGGGACCCCAGCUAGCCGUGCUGUAGUGGUAUUUGGCUGCAGAAUGUUACCCAGCCUGACCGUUAGGAGGUGAGCCCUUGCCCCCUGGGCAGGCCGGUAGCUGACUGCUGACUGGCGUCUCCUUGGCCAUGGCCACCCCUGCCUAUCCUUCACUGGUGCCCACAACCUUGGACCCUGGAAAUGCCUCCUCCACCUGGCCCCUGGAUGCCACACCGGGAAAUGUGUCUGCUGGCCUGAACCUGGGAGGUCUGGCUGUCAGUGGCAUCCUGAUCCCUCUGGUCUACCUGGUGGUAUGCGUGGUGGGCCUAUUGGGCAACUCGCUGGUGAUCUACGUGGUCCUGCGGCACACAGCCAGUCCAUCAGUGACCAGCGUCUACAUCCUCAACCUGGCACUGGCCGAUGAACUCUUCAUGCUAGGACUGCCCUUCUUGGCUGCCCAGAAUGCCCUGUCUUACUGGCCCUUUGGCUCUCUCAUGUGCCGUCUGGUCAUGGCCGUGGAUGGCAUCAACCAGUUCACCAGCAUCUUCUGCCUCACCGUCAUGAGUGUGGACCGCUACCUGGCGGUGGUGCACCCCACGCGCUCGUCUCGCUGGCGCACAGCACCUGUGGCUCGCACAGUCAGUGCGGCUGUCUGGGUGGCCUCCGCCGUGGUGGUGCUGCCUGUGGUGGUCUUCUCAGGUGUGCCCCAGGGCAUGAGCACAUGCCACAUGCAGUGGCCGGAGCCGGCAGCGGCCUGGCGAGCGGCUUUUAUCAUCUACACGGCUGCACUGGGCUUUUUCGGGCCACUGCUGGUCAUCUGCUUGUGCUACUUGCUCAUUGUGGUGAAGGUGCGCUCGGCCGCACGGAGGGUACGGGCACCUUCUUGUCAGUGGGUACAGGCGCCCACGUGCCAGCGGCGGCGGCGCUCUGAGCGUAGGGUCACGCGCAUGGUGGUGGCCGUGGUGGCUCUCUUCGUCCUCUGCUGGAUGCCAUUCUAUGUGCUCAACAUCGUCAACGUGGUGUGCCCGCUGCCCGAGGAGCCUGCCUUCUUCGGCCUCUACUUCCUAGUGGUGGCGCUGCCCUAUGCCAACAGCUGUGCCAACCCCAUCCUCUACGGCUUCCUCUCCUACCGUUUCAAACAGGGUUUCCGCAGGAUCCUGCUUCGACCAUCCCGCCGGGUUCGCAGCCACGAGCCUGGAGCUGGCCCUCCAGAAAAGACCGAGGAGGAGGAGGAGGAUGAAGAUGAAGACGGGGGAAGGGAGGAGGAUCAGAAAGGGAAAGCACGGAGAGGGAAGGAGAUGAAUGGAGGGGUCGGUCAGAUCACACAGCCUGGCAGCAGCAGGCAGGAAGGGCAGCCCAUCGCGGUGGCGACCAAGGAGCAACUGUUUCUACCCCAGGAGGCCGCUGUUGGGGAGAAGACCAGCACCCUGCGCAGGAGCUAUCUGUAGGGAUCUUCAGGGGGCCAGCUUUGCCUGGAGAAGGGUGGAGGCUGUGCCUGUGCCCAGGGGUCCAAGCCAGCAGUGGCUGGAAAGCUGGCUUCAUCUAUACAGCUGUGCUGGCCCUCUUGGAGCCACUGAGGUACCAGGGGCCAGUGAUGGGAUAUUCAGAGACCUGGGCUCUGUCCCACUUUAUCAGGACUUGUGUGACUUUGUGCAGGUCACUGGCCCUCUCUGGGCCUCGUUGCCUUCUCUUGACUCAGGGAUGGGCAUAAUCAGCCUAGAUGAGGUCUGUUGGAAGAGGAUAGGGGGUGUCGUUACUGGGUUGACUUUUCUGAACCAGGUCCAGUCUUUCCUGAGUGGGGCCCAGGUUAAGGGAAUAGGAGCAAACUGAUUUCCGAGAGAUGAUGUGUCUGAGGAGUCAGCCUGUAUCUUGGCUUUCAGAGGGAUACACCAGAGCUUGGGGAGUCAGGGAUACCGGUGAGCUGGCCUGGAGACUGAAGAAAGUGUAACUUGGUGGGGUGGGAUAGGACCACUCGGGCCCCAGGUCAGCCUCUUUUCAUGCUGCUGUGUGGCCUUGACCAGCUCUGCUCCUGCCCAGGCCUCCCCCAGCUAGACAACUGUGCCUCCCCCACUGCCCCUCCAGGUCCUCAUCCCAGGGGGUCAUUUGGGCCUCCUGUGCUCCUGGAUACAAGGAAAGAGGCGAGUUUUCUAAGAGGCUAAUAAAUCUGAGCUUCCGGGUCUCCAGCUGCUUAGGCUCCUUCAUGGCCUGCAUCUGAUUUUUACUUACAGUUUUGUAGCCCUUUUCUUAGAGACCUACCCUCACAUUGCAGAGGCUUAGGCCACCCACAGCCUAGCUCACCCUGUUGAAAUCAGCUGUCUGUUCCCCAGGGCAGCUUCCUUUAAGUUCCCUGUGCUACUCUUCAGGCCCCCGAAGUCCUCAGCUUGUCUCUUGCCCAGAGAGCAAGCCAGGGACCCAACCCACAUGGACCUGAUGGAAGGGCAGAGUCUACCAUCAGCAUGAGGAGAGGAUGACAAGGAGGCAUGGAUCCAAGAGGAAGCAGGGAGGAGAGGAGAGAGAGGUAUUAGGAAGAGAAAGAGGGAAAAGGGAGAGGAAGGAAGAGUGAGAACAGACUGUGCUGUGACCUUGAGUCGUCCUUGGCUGCUUGGGCUAAGCUCAGUUGCAGUAUUGAUGGUGAGAGGAAACAGUCUCCAGGAAAAGAUUCAGGGGGAGGGGAAUCAUGGACGGUCCAGAAGGGUCCCUGGAGGGUCCAUGGAGCUAGUGAGAGGGGCACAGGCCUUGAUGGGGGCCCUGGGAGUGGAGCUGGCUCCCCAGAAUGCUGGGAGGGGUGAACAAUCCCUGGCCUCCCCAUCUGUAUUUCUGAGGCUUCAUAUGAUGUGACUAGGUUGGAAGGGAGUCAUAGGGAGCAGUCAUGGUCCAGGUUAACCCCAGAGAUGGCCCUUCCAGUUAAAGCCAGGCUGGCCCUGAAGAGGUUGGAACUUCUGCCUAACCCCACCCCUGUCCCACUCCACAGAGUUGGGGUCCUCAGGGAACUCAAGGAUCCAGAAGUUGAGAACCUGGAUCUUCUAUUCACCUCAAGCCUCUUGACUGGCCCCUCCCUCUCUGGGCCUCAGUGUCCCCAUUAUGGUAUGGAGGCAGCUCUCCACCUUACCUGUCUUCUGGAAUUGGGGAAAGAAUUGAAUCCUGCUGGGUGAGCUGCCACAUUCAUCUCACCACAAUGGGUGGUACAUGUUGGAUACAAAGUGGGUAUGCCCCUGCCUUAGGCUCAACCUGUACCCCUGCUCCUUUCGCAAGUGGCCUCUGUGUCACCUCCUGGAGGUGAGGACAUUGCAAGCCAUGAGAAAUAGGGUGUUGGGGUCAGAGGCCAAGGGUUAGGGAGGCAGGGAUUGAGGAGAAAGCCGGUCAUCCCAGGAGGAGGAAGUUCACAAACUCAGGCCUGUGUGGUGCCCAGCCCUGGGACUUGGUCUGGGGCUCCUCUAAGAAGGAACUGAGGGUGGUGGUAAAGGAAUGGUUUGGACUUCCUGGCCGGGGCAGGGGAGCUAUGGUUUACAAAGGGAGCUAGGAGGUCAACUGAGAAAUCCUUUGCUGCUUCUGCCCCUAGCCCCUGUCAAUAAAGAUGGUGACACAUGA
Nannospalax galili (Upper Galilee mountains blind mole rat) is the source of this 4103-nucleotide messenger RNA. RefSeq names its product somatostatin receptor 3 (gene Sstr3). Gene Ontology annotation, biological process: neuropeptide signaling pathway. Bases 665 to 1963 code for a protein of 432 amino acids. The transcript is spliced from 2 exons. Gene Ontology annotation, cellular component: neuron projection; membrane. NCBI's taxonomy places the organism in Eukaryota, Metazoa, Chordata, Mammalia, Rodentia, Spalacidae. The record is from RefSeq and is a predicted model, not a curated record. Gene Ontology annotation, molecular function: somatostatin receptor activity; neuropeptide binding.